AUGGUGAAAAAGAAAGGAGUUCGUGAAAAGGACGGAAGAAGUUGGAUUGAAUUGCAUGGUGCCAUUCAUCAAUUCAAGGCAGGCGAUCUAUCUCACCCUGAAACAGAAGGCAUAUACAAGUUGUUGGAAGGACAGAUCUGUCGAGCCAAAAUGCAUGUUAUUGUCCUCGUCUCCUUUAAGCUGUCAUCUCCGGAAGUGGUUGUGGGUGCCUGCGUCUCUCAAGUGGCAAGGGGAAAUGGCUUUCAUCAACUGCCUGAUGAAGAGGACAUUGAGUUUCUAACAUUGUCGACAGCUCGAGGUUGUGUCCCUACUCCCUAG
Molecule: messenger RNA, 318 nt
Organism: Ilex paraguariensis (yerba mate)
Lineage: Eukaryota; Viridiplantae; Streptophyta; Magnoliopsida; Aquifoliales; Aquifoliaceae
Source: the annotation of a GenBank genome assembly